Molecule: messenger RNA, 1296 nt
Organism: Sesamum indicum (sesame)
Lineage: Eukaryota; Viridiplantae; Streptophyta; Magnoliopsida; Lamiales; Pedaliaceae
Product: auxin-responsive protein IAA12
Biological process (GO): regulation of DNA-templated transcription
Cellular component (GO): nucleus
Source: RefSeq, a predicted model, not a curated record
CCCCUCCCCAUCAACACCAACCCCUUCCCACUUCCCACUUUUGCCUUCCACUUCCUUUCUCUUUACCCAAACCCAAAAGAAAGCAAGAAACCAAACCAAACUCCCUUCUUUCUUUUCUCUCUUCUUCUUCUUCUUCCUUCUGCCACCAGAAUUUUACUCCUUCUUCUCCUCUAAAAAUUUAAUCUUGAUGCACAAUAGGGGCGGAGGGAGCGGCGGCGGUGUGAUUUCAGGUGGGUCAAUGUCAACUUUGUCAAGAGAGGAGAAUAACAUGGUGAUGUCAUCUGAGGAGUCUUCCUCCUACCCAGAUGAGUCUGACUUGGAAUUGGGCCUUGGACUGAGCCUUGGUGGUGGUGGUGGAAAGGCCAAGAAUAAGCAGCCGCCGCCGCCGGCUGCCACCGGAGGUUCUUGGGAUCAGUAUGCAAGAAUCUUGACUGCCAAGGACUUUCCAUCUGUGGUUUCUACUAAGGCUUCUUCAUCAUCAUCAUCAUCCUCUUCUUCUGUCACCAAAGCCACCAACAAUGGCUCCCCUCUUCGCCUCCCGGCCGUUCUGCGGUUAGUCAGGUUGUUGGAUGGCCUCCAAUCAGAACUUACAGAAUGAACAGCUUGGUAAACCAUGCGAAGUCUCCAGUCACUGAAGACUUUUUCUCUACUGCUGAUAAAUGUGAAAGCAAGAAUAUUAUCAUGGAUAAGUCCAACCAUGGUGGCAAUGUGAAUAAUAAUGUUGCCAAGGAAAAGAGAUGUCUGAAAGCGUCUUUGUUUGUCAAGGUGAACAUGGACGGGAUCCCAAUUGGAAGAAAGGUAGAUCUGAAUGCUUAUAGCUGCUACAAGGCCUUAGCUCAUGCGCUUGAUGACAUGUUUAGACCCUGUGCAGCAGUUGGGACAAAACGAUCAAAUGUGGAGGAGCAAGUUGUUGUAGCUGCCACCAGACAGCCUCUGAAAUCAUUGGAUGGUUCAUCUGAUUUUGUGCUCACCUAUGAAGACAAAGAAGGAGACUGGAUGCUUGUUGGGGAUGUUCCUUGGGAAAUGUUUUUGAAUUCUGUGCGGAGACUUCGAAUCAUGAGGACAGCUGAUGUUAAUGGACUAGGCCCAGGAACUCAUGAAAGGAACAGGAAACAGUCGACGGGCCCAAUAUAGAGAAUCUUCUGACCCAAAAAGAUCCUUCUAGAAAGAAAAAAGAGUAGACUGCUAUACAUCACCAAAGAAUUCCAUUGAAGCAACCACCGUCCUGGCUCUGCCUCCUUUUGCGUGCUAGGUUUUGGUCACCUUUUACAUUUUAUUACUAAUACUAUUUCGACA